This is a messenger RNA of Prorocentrum cordatum, 1656 nucleotides long. The record is from the annotation of a GenBank genome assembly. NCBI's taxonomy places the organism in Eukaryota, Dinophyceae, Prorocentrales, Prorocentraceae.
AGGACCGCGCAGCUCUCAAGGAAUGAGGGGCUCCCUCAGACCGCCCGCUGCGGUCCGCUCGGGCGGCUGGAGCAGCCCGGCCGAGGAGGAUGGGACCGGCAGCAGCGGCGGUGGGGAGUCGGACAGCGCGGCGUCGAGCGCCUCCGACAACGACACCGCUGGAGGCGACCGUUGAGGAAAGAUGCUGGAGUGCAGAAGAAGCUCGACUACAUCAUCGAAGAAAUCCUCCGUUCGCUGCCCCAGGACGCGAUAGAGCACAAGGCAGCAGGCGUUCCGCGGGGAGCCCCGGGAAGCCCCACGGCGGCGCGCUGUGGGAGCACGUCCUGGUCGUCGUGUGCAUGGGCAGCUGGCUGUCGGCGCUGCUGCAUGGAGCCAUCUGGGGCCCCAGCUGGCUGGACAACCUCGGCACAGGCAAGUUCGACCCCCCAGAGGGCAGCCAGGCAUGGAUGGCGCACCAGGCGGUGCUGGACGGCAUGCCGGAGAAGCUGGGCGACCUGUGGCCGGUGAACAUGGCCAUCUGGAUCCGCGCGGAUCAGGAGGCGCCCGACCAGAGUAGCAUGGACGUUUGCAUCCCAGCGAUUGGAGACUUCUCGCGCGAAGUGGUCGGCCUCUUCAACGAGACCGCCAAGGCCUUCGUGGCGCUGAACGGCUGCAGGGUGCAGCAGGGCUCGCCGCUGGUCCAGAUGGGGCGUUCGCGCGACUUCUACAUGACGCCCAGCGGGAACGCCACGAUGAUGGUCGUGCAGCUGGACUCGAAAGAUCGCACCAGCCACAUCUCAGACACCUACUCGCUGGUGGAGGGCCUCUGCGACAAGUGGACGCAGCCGGGGGCCGCUCUCGAGGGUUUCGAGUGCACCGUGGUCGGCGAGUGGCUUUACGGCCGGACGGCGAAGAAGGCGGCCGUGGCUCGCUUCGCGGCCUCCGACGGGGUCGGAGUGCCCCUGGCGCUCCUGGGGCUGAUCUACGUCGUCGGCCUCUACGCUCUGCUGGUGUUGGUCACGCUGCCGGUCACCGUCCUGACCUGCUUCGACAUGAAUCUCCAGCUGACCCUGCUCCUCCCGGACGCCUACGUCGUCCCCCCGUUUGCGCCGAGCCUCCUGCUGUCGCUCUCGGUGGCGCUCUCCCUGGACUACACGCUGUUCAUAGCGAGGUGCUACAGGGACGAGUUGGCCAGAGGGUCGACGCACCGUCAGGCGCUGGCGACCUCGCUGGCCUCGUCGGGCCGCACCAUCUUCAUCAGCGGCUUCAUCAUGGUCGUGGCGAACUUCGGGGGGCUCCUCAUCCCGAACGUGUCAGUCAAGUCCCUCUGCAUUUCGAUCGCCCUGUGCAGCGCGACGACGACUGCCGUAAACCUGACACUCCUCCCGCCCCUGCUGUACUUGGUCGGCGGGCCGAUGCUGAGAGUGGAAAGGCAUCUGCUGAGGCUGCCGCUCUUCCGGUGCUUCGACCGCGGUAGGCGGCAGAUGAAGCCGGAGGCCAAGCCACUCAGCCUCAAGGCGCGGACUCCCUCAGUGAGCGGCGCCGAGGAGCUGGAGGGGGGCGGGUCGACGGGCUGGCACGUCGUCUUCUGGCAGCGCCUCUCCGCCGUCGUCACGGCGUACCCGCGGAGAAUACUGAUUGCAGUGCUGCUCAUGGGGCUGCCCGUGUGCCUGCAGG